GCAGGUCACAGGGCUGAGACUCAUUUACUGCUGUACAUCACUGGCAGCACACUGCUGGCUGGCCUCAGUUCUUCCUGUCACAACAAAACGCGUCCUCACUGGGACUAGUCUGAAUUCAAAAUGCUGAAAAGAAAACCAUCCAAUGUUUCAGAGAAGGAGAAACAUCAGAAACCAAAGCGCAGCAGCAGCCUUGGCAAUUUUGAUCGUUUUCGGAAUAAUUCCACCUCAAAAUCAGAUAAUCCAACUGAGGUAUAUCAGGGGGAACCCAUAAAUGAAAGCAGAGAAGAAAAUAAAACUUCAAAUCAUGGAGGAAGUUUAGGUAAAAAAAUGAGAGCUAUUUCCUGGACAAUGAAGAAAAAAGUGGGUAAAAAGUACAUCAAAGCCCUUUCUGAAGAAAACAAUGACGAAGAUGGAGAGGAUUCCCUCCCAUGUCGGAACAGUGACCCCAUGGUUGGGGCCCACACAGAGAUGCCCCUCAAAGCCAGUGACUCCAUGGAUAGUCUCUACAGUGCGCAGAGCUCAUCAAGUGGAAUAACAAGCUGUUCAGAUGGCACAAGUAACCGGGACAGCUUCCGACUGGAAGAUGAGGGUGCCUACUCAGGACUGUUCUGCGGCCGGGCCCGAGUGCACACCGAUUUCACGCCCAGCCCCUAUGACACUGACUCCCUCAAAAUCAAGAAAGGAGAUAUCAUAGACAUUAUCUGCAAAACACCAAUGGGGAUGUGGACUGGAAUGUUGAACAAUAAGGUGGGAAACUUCAAAUUUAUUUAUGUGGAUGUCAUCUCUGAAGAAGAAGCGGCCCCCAAGAAAAUAAAGGCACACCGAAGGAGUGGACUAGAAAAAGCCAAGACUCUGCAAGAGUUCUUAGAGAGGAUUAGCCUUCAGGAAUACACAUCAACACUUUUGCUCAACGGUUACGAGACUGUAGAUGAUUUAAAGGAUAUAAAAGAGAGUCAUCUCAUUGAAUUAAACAUUAAAAAGCCAGAAGACAGGAUGAGGUUACUAUCAGCUGCUGAAAAUCUCCUUGAUGAAGAAACUAUCCAAGAGCAAGAAAACGAAACUGAGCCUCCAUCCUUAAGCCCAGACAUCUCCUCAAAUAAGUCACAGCUAGAUGACUGCCCGAGGGACUCUGGUUGUUACAUCUCAUCAGGAAAUUCCGAUAACGGCAAAGAAGACCUGGAGCCUGAAAAUCUUCCUGACAUGGUACAGAAGAUUACUAUCACAGAAACAAGUGACUGAACACAUACUCACAUCUCUGUAUCUACAGAUGCAUCCCAUUUUAACUCUUCUUGAGCUCAAAGAUCAAAUAGGAGAGGAGGAAAACUAUUCUCAGAUGCAACCUAAAGUUAAAAUGUUUGAAUCUGAAGGACUGUACAUUAAAGUUCUUAUCUUUAACAUUCCCAAGUAUUGUAAAUAAUUUGUAUAUUUAUUAUUUUAAAUCUUACAUGUUAAUAUUUCAUCUGCCUCUGUUAGAAAAGCUAUCGUAUAAAUCUGUAUGUGUGACAUAAUUUUAUUUGGCUUUAUUUUAUAAGUGCAAAAUGAUAAAUUCUACAAAAAUCAAAGAAACAAACAAAAAAAAAACUCCUGUUUGUUUUCAUACCUGCCAGGUUUGAAUUUGUGUAUGUUGUUGAAUAAAUAGUCGUGGAGCAUGUGUCUGUUCAACUGUCCAAGAAGCAUUUACACUCAUUUUUAUACUUACUGGGAAAGUGCAAGUUAAUACUGGAGACAUUUUAUCCAGAUCUACAGUGGAGUUUUAGUAAUAUUUUGUUGUUGAUUUCUUUAGUGUUAUCUGGUAUAAACAUAUAGAUAAUAUAUUGCCAAUUCUGAUUUAGUAAAACUAAUUUUAAUAAUGCACAGAUGUUUCAUGUUUAAGUGUAAAUAUUUUUAAUUUUGAAAUGCCCUAAUUUUAAUAAUAAGAAGAACUAUGUGCAUUUGGUAUUUUCCAGACCAAUGUCACUUAAGGUAUUUUCAUAUUAGACCUUUAUACAAAAUUUCUCCUACCAGACCAGUCCUUAUAUACUGUGUAAGCGCACAGUGGAAAUCUCACGAACUUAAUUGUCUGACCAUGUAUACUUAUAUUUAGAU
Molecule: messenger RNA, 2085 nt
Organism: Rhinolophus ferrumequinum (greater horseshoe bat)
Lineage: Eukaryota; Metazoa; Chordata; Mammalia; Chiroptera; Rhinolophidae
Gene: SAMSN1
Product: SAM domain, SH3 domain and nuclear localization signals 1
Exons: 8
Coding region: 121-1239 (372 amino acids)
Molecular function (GO): protein binding
Source: RefSeq, a predicted model, not a curated record